Messenger RNA from Fundulus heteroclitus (mummichog), 1284 nucleotides. RefSeq names its product ciliogenesis associated TTC17 interacting protein. The coding region runs from base 117 to 1169 and encodes 350 amino acids. The record is from RefSeq and is a predicted model, not a curated record. Gene Ontology annotation, biological process: cilium organization; actin filament polymerization. NCBI's taxonomy places the organism in Eukaryota, Metazoa, Chordata, Actinopteri, Cyprinodontiformes, Fundulidae. The transcript is spliced from 9 exons.
CCAGAUUGGUUCCUCUCACAGCAGCAGCUGACGGGGCGACGCAACGCAGCCGCUGUUCGCAAAGCGUUUUGAAGCACGGCUGGAGAAACCGCGAGAAAGUUACGGCAGCGUGAACGAUGGACGACGGUAAAGGUGUCGGUGCGACGAGAGUCAGCGAAGAGUCCAAACACGAAGAGUUUAGAGCCUCAGACCAGGCUGUUGCCUUCAUGGCCUCCAUUGAGCCGGAGGAGCUGCAGCGGUGUGUGUUCACGGAGUCGCUGGCGGCGCUGUCUGACGGGGGCCAAGUCCUGGGAGAGCUGCGCGUGUCCGUGGAGUUCACCCGCAGAGCCCUGCAGCCCUGCCUGCUGCUGCACGCUCAGAGCCGCGGAGCUAUCGAUGGCGCCCCCUGUGGAACCACUGUGACAGCCUACCUGACGGCUGACUUGGAGGUCCUGGAGGAAGACUACCAGGAGUACGUCAGGCUCCACAAUCACAAUGUUGAAAAGACGUGUCGCAUGGUGCAGCGUGACAGUCAGAUGGUGAUCGACAAAUGCACCAGAGCGGGAGAGGAAGUGACCAAGGAGUGUGUGUCUUAUCCCAUGUCUGUCCUGAGAGGCCUGGUCACCGAGGGAUCCAGCAUGCUGCUGAUGCGUCUGAUCGCUCUGAGGAGGAAGGUUCCAGAGAACAUGGUGUUUAUCAUCUUGGACCAAUCUCUACAUAUAAACCACACCACUUUUAGUGAGGUGGGUAUGAAGCAAAUGGAGGUUGGUGGUGAGGUCUUAGAGCUAUUUGGGGUGCAGAGGACGGUUGGCUCUGUGGUGGCCAGCCCCUCCACCUGGCAGUGCUACUUCCUGGAUGAUGGUCACUUGGCCAGCAGAAAACAGGAGGGCUCACCAGUCACAAUGAAGCUCCUGCAGCAGCCUUCAAAAAUAGACAAAGGUCCUGAGAAGGUCCCCCUAGUGUUGGAAGAAGACAUGGAGUUGCACUCUCAGUACCUGGAAAGAAAGGACAAACUGAAGGCAGAACAUAUUUCGUACCUGAGAGAGCAUCCGGAGAUCCGAGCCCUCCUGUCCGAAUUUAUGCAGGACUUGCUGAUUAUGAAACCGGACAACAUCUUCCAGUUUGCUCGAGACUACUUUAUUCCCUUUUCCUCCAGCCACUCCUCAGAUUCUAAAAAGUGCUCAGCCUGAAACACAUCAGCAGGCACACUGCCACUCCUAAAAGCAUUUUGUUACUUGCUGUACAUUCUUUAAAUUUGCCCUUACAUGUCUGGAAAUGUGUCUGAAUAAAUUGGUUUGUUUUAAA